Molecule: messenger RNA, 1573 nt
Organism: Carassius auratus (goldfish)
Lineage: Eukaryota; Metazoa; Chordata; Actinopteri; Cypriniformes; Cyprinidae
Product: small integral membrane protein 28-like
Exons: 2
Coding region: 285-812 (175 amino acids)
Source: RefSeq, a predicted model, not a curated record
UCCGCUGUUUAUUAAAUAUAGGCCAGCUGUGCGCAUCACAAAUCCCCAAAUGAUUGCCUUUCGGGUCUUUUUUCGCCUCGUGCCAUUGGCUGACCACUGGCCUGAUUUCCGCUGAUCUGCAUGUGCGAGCAUGUGAGACAGUACUUAACACACACAAACUCUGGCUCUCACACUCACAUUCAGAGAGACACAAGAUGCAGCUGUUAUCCUACUGCGCUCUUUAGACCGCUGCUGGCCUGACUCUCUCAUCCUCCAUCAGCCGACGCUCUUCUGUCAGCAGAAGCAUGCAACGAUUGCUGGACAGCAGCUGGAUAAAGUUUGGACCUGCUGGAAGAGAUGACUGGGUGUCUGGGUCCCCAUCGCCGCCUACUGCAGUACAACGACCACAGGGUUACCACUGGAAUGAGCUUUCGAGCCAAAACGACGGGAAAUCGGAGCUUGUCCUGUACAUCAUCCUCCCGCUCGCCACGCUCCUCGUGUUCGGUGCCGUGUUCGUCCUCGUUUACCGGAGGUUCAGGCAGAACAAGCUCGGACUGGCCAACAUCAUCGCGCUGGACCUGCAGGACCCGGAGCGCAACGCCGAGAUCCUGUCGUCACUCACCGGGAACGCGGAGCGGCUGAACAGCACGAGCUCGGACAUGUCUGACGGGGUGUUCCUCAUGGUUUACCUCCCGCCGCCCUACGAGGACACGCUGACCAAGAUCACGCGAGCCGCGAGCCUCAGCAGCGGGAAAGACGUCGAGUCCAUCACGAUCGAAGACCUCGAGGCCAAACUGUGUCCAGAGCUCGUGUCCAGCGGGGAGUUCGUCUGAGAAGCAACGAAGAAGCUUACUAAAGAGACUCCGGGGCUAGAUGUCACAGAGCCCUGCUGCUGGGGAACAAUUAAAUAAUAAGACCAUCCCAAAAAAUUACAAUGGUUUCCACUACAUACAUUAUAAACCAUUAACUUUUAACCAUUUAAACCAUUAAAAAUGGUGUAGUGUGUGUUUUGUGACUUGUUCCAUAAAGAUUUACUGGUUUUAACAAGCCACCAAUAGAAGUUUUCCAUUAUAACCAGUUAAACCAUUAGAAAUAGUGUGAUGGUGUCUACUGUUUUUUUUUUUUUCAGCAGGGAGUGAAGAUGACACAAGGGCUAUCUCAGUUUUUUGUUGUCCUCUUGUCUGUCCGUUGAUUUCUAAUCUAUUAAACUAAAAUAACAGAGAAAAACUUAAAAGUAUGUGCCUGACUUUCUAUACUUUUUUAUACUUUACCAUAAUAGAGAUCUUGAUAUUCAUAUUAGUUUCACAUUACAACAAUGUAUUGUAUACCACAUGGACAUGAGAGUAUAGUUGUGCUUGUAUUUACAGUAGGCUGAGUAAUCACUGUGUGUUUUACUUUGAACUAUUGCCUAGUUAGACGCACUUUGUGUUGUACCACAAUUUUUAGUAGAGACUAUCACAGUAUUAUGUCAUGUUUUUAUAUCUGCAAGACUGCAUCAGUCAUAGUUUGCAUAAAUAAUUAGCACGAUGCUGGCAGGUUUUGCAUUAUCAUGUAGUCAUCUAAACCAUUUCUAAUAAAGACCAUAUUAAAGGCU